This is a messenger RNA of Aspergillus vadensis CBS 113365, 5418 nucleotides long. RefSeq lists its product as uncharacterized. The transcript has 5 exons. The coding region runs from base 414 to 5243 and encodes 1609 amino acids. The record is from RefSeq and is a predicted model, not a curated record. Lineage: Eukaryota; Fungi; Ascomycota; Eurotiomycetes; Eurotiales; Aspergillaceae.
GGGGAACAUCGCAAUCAGCCUAUCUUAUCCCGCUGGCGAUUAACUUCAAUCAAUUCCCUUCCGUACCCCCAUCCCCAGACUCGUGUGCCUCCGUACCCAUUCUGAUCGCGAUCGGAUAUCGCCCAUCCCUUCCUUCGCUACUAAGAAUAACCCCAUUCCACGUAACGCCGCUGCUGCGCUGCCCCGUGGCUUGGGCUGUCAUCGCCAUCCUUGCUCCCACGUCAUCUGGUGCAACCAUCCUCUCUCGUUCUCCCGUGUCUUCCGGUCAACCUCGCAGCACCUUCGCAUCGACGGUCGCUUCUCCCAUACGCCUCUCAGCCCAGGUCUUUGGCAUGUGAUAUGCCGAUCGGGCACUUACACCGACUAUUCUAUUAAUGUUCAUGAUCGGGUUGACACGCUCAGACUAGUCAGCAAUGGCACGCCAGUUCCAGCCUUACGAGCCGGAGCUUCACAAACUCUCCUCAACCACCUCCGAUAGCCCGAGCUCUCCUUAUCCACGCGGCGGCACCCCGCUAUCCUUUAAGCCGAAUGUGAACCGGGCCAAAACGAAACGUUGGGUUGAGGCCAAAAAGUACUCAUACGAUGGGAAUGAUUGGGGGGACGAUGAGUACGGCGAGUAUGACGAUGAGGAUGAGACUCCGCCUGUCCCGCAGCCUCCCAGCAUGAACCAAAGCACCGGAGAUAUCCCUAGCAUGUUCACGAGAGACGUGUCUCGUCCACCCCUACCUUCAGUAGAUCGGUCCAGAUCCAUGGAUCAGGUGGCAACACUGGACGCAGCUGGUGCUGGAGCGCAUCGUAGCCUCUCUGCAGACCGCAUGGCGGCCGCUCCUAACAACAACCGGACUGUCCCAAUUGUACGGCCGGCCGAGAUCUACAAGCGGAUGAGGGCAGAGAGUGCUGCAAGACAACAGGCAUCUGAGGCCGGAUAUUUUGUUGACAACCCGUCGGGUGCGGCGCCACCUGGAGCGCCAGUGUCUCAGGAUACUGCGUCGACCUCUCACGAACAACAGGGAGCGGCAUCUCCCGGCGAUCACAUACUCCACCCGGCCCAGGACAGUACUGAGAGGCCGUCAGAUGCUGGAAGCACGCCCCACGGCUCCCACUCUGCUGACGCAUCUACAAAUGAGCCUCCCAUCAUCCAGCUGCCAGAUAUGAAACGUCUUUCUGGAUUUAAUCCUGACCUCUCACUCGGACCCCAUUCCCACGCCCAGCUAGAUCAGGAGUCGGAGGGUCAGGAACAUAAACUACAGCACAAUCCUUCCUUGGGAUUCCGGUCGGUUGUUCACCAGGCGUUCGAUGUGCCUGAGACCCCGAGCACCACGGUGGACAGUAUUGCUCGGUCUAACAGCGAUAGCACCUCGGUGAUUAGCCCAAUUAUACCCCAGCACAACCCGAGCGAGACCAAGACUCCUACGAUUGUAGAAGAACCCGAAACCAUCUCGACACCCAAAGAAGAACCGGGAAACAUGGUGUUCAAGCCUGGCCACCGUCGAGAUUUGAGCCUUCCUAGCCCGAACAAUAGCCCGUCUAGAACACCGGUUAUCGCUAGCGUCGAAGGAACUGCGCCGUCUGCGGUAGGGGAAAUGUCGUCGAACACGCCAGACUCACCCCAAAACAUCAUCGCAAGCCCGCAGAAAGCAACAGUGCAACUACCACAGCAUGACGAGGGUCUGCCCGCACCGCUUAGCGUUGGUGGCAGCCAUCCUCCCCCUGAGCCUACGAUUACCACCGGGGAUGGUGUCCCGGUCAUCAUUCCAUCCUUCAGUACAGACAACUCGCCCCAGGACACAGAGAGCGACCGGCUGCGGAAGGAAAUCAUUCGUUCUUUGAGCCGGGAAAAUACCCCGUCGGAAGAUCCAGACCAUGAAGAGGAGCGCCGGCUGGACGCACCGCAGCAGGACAGCAGUCACAUGCUGGAUGAAUACGAGCGUUAUUGGACGAAGGAGGCCUUGCCCACUUCUCGCGAGGGUGACCAACCUCCUGACUACGACAGUCCCUCAGCUGCCCUGCAGGAUACGCCCGCACAGCCAACUCCUCUCAUUGCUACCCCAACAACUUCCGCUCCAGCCCCGAAGCCGAAGCUGACCAGACGAUUUUCAUGGGAAUCUUCGUCAUCUGGGGAGCCUGCUCCCGAGACGGGUGUACAAUCCCCGCCCGUGUCCAUGCCUGGGCAAUUCCCACCCACCGAGGACCGCGCCCAGCUGACAGAGAUAGCCCCCAAUCCUGAGCCCGUCGUUGAGGAACGUGAAGCCAAGGAGCCGCCGUCUACGGAGAAGCCGAAGCUAACUAUCGUGCCUCCCGUACCGGACGAUCGAAGCAUCAUCUCCGAUGGGCAAUAUCUUCCUGAAGUCUACAAUGCAGAAGUCAUUCCCGACUCUCAUGCAGACGAGGGUCCCCAGACAGGCUCCGACCGGCGGUCGUCGCGAGUCAUGUUUACGACCCCAGCGACCGUCGAGCCGACACUGCUUGGUUUCCGGGAAAUCUUGGCGAUGAAGACGUCGGAGGAACGCGUUCGGGCUUUCAACGACACCCGAGCGAAGUUUGGGACCAUUGAUACGGGUCUUAACCAAUGGAUUUCUGUCACAGUGCAGACACACCCCGAACACAAUGAUGUGGUUGAGAAGAGCACGAAAGUGACAAACACCGGUGCCAAGGCGCCCGUCUCUCGAGGCAAGUUCCCGAAAUUGGCGGCCCUUGGUAAGGCUGAUCUAUCUCCAUCCGGCUCGGGGCACGCGCGACGGCCCUCAGCGCCAUUGGGGGCAAUGAUGAACAAACAGCAAGUAGAGCAACGCGGCAAAGAGUUGCUGCAUACGGCAGGAGUUUUGGGAGGGCGCGCAGGCGAGGCCGCCAAGGGGUUCUUUGCUCGCAGUCGGAAUCUCAGUGCCUCAGAAUGUGACAUGAAUGAUGUCUUCACUCCUCCUUUUCGGGGAUUUCAGUCCUCGCGCGGCUAUCGUCGACCGGUGCCCCUGUCGGAGCUCCAGCAAGCAGCCGACCUGGAUCCUGCAGGAACAAGGCCCAGCCACCAGCGCCAUAGCGUCCACUUUGGAAGUCUCCCGGUCGCCGGCGCUUCUCGACCGGCCGGACAUCAUCGGCUGAGCUGGGGGGUGAAGCGGAAGGAAGUACCCGGUUCUGAUAGCAACGCAGUAGCCAUUGGCGAGGAUCGCCGUAGGGCAUCCAUUCACUUGGGAGCUGUAGCCCGGGAGUCUUUCCCGUCUCGCAAACCGGCACCCGCCAGUGAUCCUCGAAAGAGCAUCGCUAACGAUGCGCACGAACAGCAACAGGAGAGACUCGAUGACAGCGGGACUAGCCGGAUCCAACUAGCCCUCAAUGACGCGCCACUGGCGACCCCUGGUCAGCCCGGUCAGGCCGGACAAAGCGUCUCGGACCAAUUGGAUGGCGUCAGCGACAGCGACCAAGCCGGUGUUGGAGGCGAUGCUGCGCUGCCCCCUGCAGCCUUUGUUCAACCUCGGCGGGGGUCAGUCCAACCAUCAAUCUCGUCAUUGGGCACUCAGGAUGCGGUUGCUGAUCCUCCCUUCGCCCUGGCGCUUAACGGUGAGUGCCUCGCUCACCCGGGAAGUGAAUCGGCUGAACUUACGGCUGUCGCCCUCGCAGCGCCUCUUGCCUCGUCCAGUCUCUCUCUGCCCUCCAUCGUCGGCCACCACCCCGACACGGAGAUGGAUGCGACCGGCAAUGAUCGGUCUUUGCUGCGUCCGCUCAACGGUCGUCAUCCACCUUCGGGUCACUUGCGAGUAAGCAGCAUGUCGUCGCUGAGACCGAGCCGACCGUCGAGUCGGAAUGCGACCUCAGGAGCGAAUUUCCGAUCGCAGGAUUCCACCCCGCACGCGCGCCUGGCCGCACUGAAGAUGAAGUACGGCGACAAAAUCCGGGACAUUCGUCGCAUCUCCCUGGGUCCCAGCAGCCCAUCGUCGGACCAGAAGCUGCCGCUUCUGGAUCGGUUGACAGGCCUCUUCCGCACCAACCUUCGUCCCCACCGACCCAAAUCAAGGCAAUCCAACCAAGCUUCCAGACCUGAAACCCCCAUCCAGCGCUCCACGACGGCCUCCCCAUCGCGUCCAAUAAACCACACAUCCAGCCAUACCCGCUUCUAUUCCCUCGAUCACGCCCUCCCCAAUGCCAGCGACAGUCUUUCCCAUCUGCCGCCGAGUCUUCCCCGCAUCCCCACCCCAGAUUCCUUCCGCCAGGCCCAGAACCAAGCUAUCUUCGUCCCGCACGCUUCCACCCCUACUCUUCCUAAUACUUCAUCAAUCUCAGAUGACUACCUCUAUAGCAACAAAACUGUAUAUGAACCAAGUCACACUACCACUAAUGGUUCUCCAGAGCGCGGUCGAACCACCUCCCGCACGUACGUGCAGGAACUGCACCUCCGAUCUCGCAGUCCCAAGGAAAGCGCGCCCCGACCGGAGGAGACGACUCUACCAAAUACUGAUGCGACUGACCCGGCGAUUGAGCUGGGGCGGUUCGCACGCAACCCGCGGACCAGUCGAGUGGGCGAUCAAGAGUUGCCGUGGAAGUUGAGUCUGCCCGGACUGGGUGGUGAUCCUGACGAGCAUGAUGAGAAUGAGGUGACGGUCGAAGAGAGAGACAGAGCACGGAGGGAGGCCAGCAAUGUACUCGGAUCUGCCAUCGCUGCCACUACCAUCGAUCAACCUCACACGCGGAACCCAGAGCCAACACGAGAGACCUCAUUCGGAGUUUCACCCUCUCCCCUAUCCACAAUUCCAGAAUCAGUCGCAUCUCCUUCAAUCGUGUCCCCAUCCGAGCUUCCACCUCACGACAACUCGUCUACGACAGCGCAAGUCUCAUUCUCCGACGCUCAGUCACGCGUCUCUCCGUCCCCGUCCCCUACACUAAACCCGGAUACAGAGGUAAAGACCGCAAGCUUAUGCCGAGAACACCAAUGCAUCAAUACUCCUCCAACAGCAGACUCCAAUCCCACCCUCACCACAAAAGAAACAGAAUCCGGAACCAGCACAAUAUCCAUUGGCCCCACACCCAGAACACAGACAAACUCAAAUCUAAACAGCCAUCCCCACCGCCCCGCCCCACCCCGAGCCCUUGUCUCCACUCCCGUUGAACUCCCUGUCCCCUCGGCAGACGGGGGAGAUGAUCACGAUAAUGCCAGUGAUGCUUCCAGCGAACCAGAAAUUGUCAUGUCAAGUACGGCAUAUCCGGGACAGGAAUGGAGGCCGGUCGGAUACAUGGGAUAUGAAUCGGGGAUAUAAUUUGCGCUGUAGUAACUGAUCUUAUGUAUUCAUUGCUGUGCUUUGUGUUUCAUCAUUAUGCUUUUGGUUUGAUUUGUAUAAGUGCAAAUACAGCUGCGAGGGGAUCAUGCUAUUAGUGGUGAGUGAUUGUGAUAUUGAUGGAGAUACCCACGCUAUGCUAUGCUUGCUUUUCUUC